AGCUCACCAUGACGCGCGAACUCACCGCGCUCGCUGCGGUCGCAUUUGUGUUGCUUGCGAACGGGCUCGUUAAAACAGGUGCCCUGCAAUGUCCGGGCGUCACCAUCGUCUCCCGCAAUGGUUGGGGCGCGAGGCCUCCGCGAGUCGAGGUGGCCAUGAAGAACCCUCGAGCCGAGCACGUCUUCAUCCACCACACCGCGGGACCCCAGUGCAAGCACAGGACCAGUUGCAGCCGACUCGUGCGAAGCUACCAGAAACACCACAUGGACACCAACCACUGGCCAGAUAUCAGCUACAACUUUCUAGUGGGCGGUGACGGCCUCAUUUACGAGGGCCGUGGUUUCGGACGCGAAGGCGCCCACACACAUGGCUACAACCGCGUGGGCAUCGCCAUCUCCUUCGUGGGAGACUUCAACCGAGCCAAGCCAAGCCAAAAGAUGCUGCUUGCGGCCGAGAGGCUGAUCUCCUGCGGCGUCAAAGAGGGAAUGAUCCGGGAAGGGUACUCACUGCACGGUCACCGAGACGCCAACUGCACCAGUUGUCCGGGCAACGUCCUCUACGCCAUUAUUAAGAAGUGGGCCAACUUCAAGGGCAGGCUUGGGAGGUUCCUCUGCUUGGCGGCCAGUGACCCGCCAAAAUGA
Dermacentor albipictus is the source of this 641-nucleotide messenger RNA. Its product is annotated as peptidoglycan-recognition protein SC2-like. The record is from RefSeq and is a predicted model, not a curated record. Gene Ontology annotation, molecular function: peptidoglycan binding; N-acetylmuramoyl-L-alanine amidase activity; zinc ion binding. Lineage: Eukaryota; Metazoa; Arthropoda; Arachnida; Ixodida; Ixodidae. Gene Ontology annotation, biological process: peptidoglycan catabolic process; innate immune response.